This is a messenger RNA of Epinephelus lanceolatus (giant grouper), 5445 nucleotides long. It is a transcript of the gene cntnap2b, whose product is annotated as contactin associated protein 2b. Lineage: Eukaryota; Metazoa; Chordata; Actinopteri; Perciformes; Serranidae. The record is from RefSeq and is a predicted model, not a curated record.
AGUGGAGCAGAGAGCAGGGGUGUAUUGAUUAGUCCGGCAGCUCAGCAGUUGGACAGCUCUGUGUGUCAGUCUGUCUGUCUGACCAUGCACCUGGAGCGCGAGGCCCGGCUGCAGUACAACUGCGUUCUGUUCACAGGCUAGUUCCGGAGGUUGUCAGUGAAAUCCCGCCGGAGUGCCACUGGGCAGGUUGAGAAGAAAGGAGAGAUAAGACAAUACGCACAGGGCGGACAGCCAUUGCUUUUUCCCUUUCGCUGCUAAUAAAGAAAGCAGCGUCUCAGCUGUGUAUCACAGGAACAACAGACAGACACCCCAGCGGGAACACCGCACCGAGACCCGCCUGGACCUGCGUUAUUGUCUGUGUGGAUUAUCUCUGAAGAUGUCUUAUUUGACAGUGCUGUGGUUGCUGCCACUUCUGUGUAGCAUCAUCAGCACCUCCAGCGCUGCAUCCUCAGCAUCCCGGAAGUGUGAGGACAGCCUGGCCACUCCUCUCCCCUACAGCUCCUUCACCAGUUCAUCAGUGUAUGCCCGAGCAUAUGGAGCUGGUUACGCCAAACUCAAUCGGAAACAAGGUGCUGGAGGCUGGUCGCCCUUGGAUACAGAUCGUUACCAGUGGUUACAGGUGGACCUGGGUUCUAGGAAGCAGGUGGUUGCCAUAGUGACACAGGGACGCUACAGUAGCUCUGAUUGGACCAGCAAGUAUCGCCUACUUUACAGCGACACACAGAAAAACUGGAGGCCGUAUCUACAGGAUGGAAACAUCUGGACAUUUGAGGGGAACGUGAACAGUGAAGGUGCUGUUCGCCAUGACCUGCAGCAUGUCAUCCUGGCUCGCUACAUCCGCUUCAUCCCAGUGGACUGGAGCAGGGAGGGACGCAUCGGAGUGCGCCUGGAGCUCUAUGGCUGCUCGUACUGGGCAGAUGUGAUCAGUUUUGAUGGCCAUGGCGUCAUCUCUUACCGCUUCAGGAGUAAGAAGAUAAAGAUUGUGAAAGAUGUCAUCUCUCUAAAGUUUAGAACCACUGCUGGAGACGGGGUCCUGCUCCACGGGGAGGGACAGCAGGGAGACUACAUUUCCCUGGAGCUCCGCAGGGCAAGACUGCAGCUCAGCAUCAACUUAGGCAGUAACCAGUAUGGUUCCAUUCAGGGUCACACCUCUGUGACCAGUGGGAGCUUACUGGAUGAUGACCACUGGCACUCAGUUGUUAUAGAGCGUUACCGAAGAAAUGUCAACUUUACUCUGGACCAUCAUACUCAGCAGUUCAGGACCAAUGGAGAAUUUGACCAUCUGGACCUGGACUAUGAGAUCAGUUUCGGAGGGCUGCCUGUAUCAGCAAAGCCAAGCUCAGGAGGCAGAGACAACUUUGUUGGCUGCAUGGAGGGAAUCACCUACAACGGAGACAACAUCACUAACCUGGUCCGCAGGAAGAAGGUGGACACCUCCAGCUUUCGUAACCUGACAUUUUCAUGUGCCGAGUCCAACUCCUUCUCUGUAUUCUUCAACUCCACUUCCUUCCUGCGGUUGCCGGGUCAGAGUGACAGUGACACUUUGUCAGUCAGUCUGUCAUUUAGGACAUGGAACCCCAACGGCCUGCUAAUGUUCACAGCACUGGCUGAUGGCUGGGUGGAGGUGGGACUGACAGAGGGCAAGGUCACUGUCUACAUGAAUGUGACACAGAAAAAGAACACACGCAUUGAUAUCUCAUCAGGUUCAGGUCUGAAUGAUGGCCUGUGGCACAGUGUCCAUCUGAAUGCACUGGAGAACUAUGCUAUGCUGACAAUUGAUGGAGAUGAGGCAUCCACAGUCAGAACAGCCAUCCCUGUCCAGAUCCAGACUGGAGGAACCUACUACUUUGGAGGUAACUUCUUGCACACCAACACCCGAUCACUUCAGCGCUCCUUUCAAGGCUGCAUGCAGAUGAUCCACGUAGACGACCAUCUAGCUGACCUCAGGGCUGUGGAGCAGGGCCUCAUUGGAACCUUUGAAAAUGUCAGCCUGGAUAUGUGUGCCAUUAUAGACAGGUGUGUUCCUAAUCACUGUGAGCACGGUGGGCACUGUUCUCAGACGUGGGAUACAUUCAGCUGCAACUGUAGCAGCACUGGAUACACUGGAGCUACCUGCCAUACCUCGAUGUAUCAGCAGUCCUGUGAGGAGUAUAAGCACCAGGGCAAGAGCUCAGGGAGCUACUGGAUUGACCCAGAUGGCAGUGGACCUAUCUCCCCCUUCAGAGUCAGCUGUGACAUGACAGAGGAAAAGGUUUGGACCACACUGAAGAACAACCUGUCUCCUCAGACAUCAGUCACCAGUGCAGACCAGGAGGGGAAGGCAGUGCUGCAGAUUAUUUACAAUGUGACUGAUGAACAGAUGUUGUCAGUCACCAGCAGUGCAGAGUACUGUGAUCAGUAUGUAGCCUACGCCUGCCGAAUGUCUCGUCUGCUCAACAGUCCUGAUGGUGUCCCGUUUACCUGGUGGGUAGGAAGAGCCAAUGAGAGGCAUUCUUACUGGGGGGGUUCAGGACCAGGGAUUCAGAAGUGUGCCUGUGGUAUCGAACACAACUGCACUGACCACAAACACUACUGCAACUGUGAUGCUGACCAGCGCACCUGGAGGGAGGAUGCAGGCCUGUUGGUGUAUAAAGACCAUUUGCCAGUCAGUCAGGUUGUGGUUGGUGACACAAGCAGAGCUGGAUCUGAGGCUAAAGUGACUAUAGGACCACUCAAAUGCCAGGGGGACCGGAACUUCUGGAACGCAGCGUCCUUCACCAGCCCUGCCUCGUACCUCCACUUUCCUUCCUUCAGAGGAGAAACCAGCACUGACAUCUCCUUCUACUUUAAGACCUCGUCCACUCAUGGAGUCUUUCUGGAGAACCUGGGAACCAGUGACUUCCUUCACAUUGAACUCAGAGGAGGCUCGAUGGUCCUCUUCUCUUUUGAUGUGGGCAGUGAGCGGGUGGAGCUCAGCGUUCACUCGCCGGUGCCUCUGAACAACGACCAAUGGUAUCGUGUGGAGGCUGAGAAGAACAUCAAGGAAGCGGUGCUGCAGCUUAAUGGACAGUACAGAGAGGUCAGACCCAUGCCCCCACAGGGACACACCAAACUGGAGUUCUACAGUGAGCUAUAUGUUGGUGCUUCAAGUGGUCAGAGGGGUUUCCUGGGCUGCAUGCGAGCUCUGAAGGUAAAUGGAGUGACCUUUGACCUUGAGGAGAGGGCACAGGUAACUCCAGGGGUAAAUCCAGGCUGCCAGGGCCACUGCAGCAGUUAUGGGCUGCACUGCAGAAAUGGAGGGAAGUGUGUGGAACAGUACAAUGGAUACUCCUGUGACUGCUCCCUCACUGCGUAUGAUGGACCCUUCUGCACCGAUGAUGUUGGCGGCUACUUUGAGACAGGAACCCUGGUGCGUUAUGACUUUCUGUCAGAGGUGGGAUCUUUCGCGCCGCAGGAGGUGAAAAGCAUGUCGGGUGUCGGUGGUCCUAGUGAGGCCAACCUGACCCAGGAGGAGCUGGUUUUUAGCUUCAGCACCUCUAGCGCUCCUAGCAUCCUGGUCUACAUCAGCUCCAGAACUCAGGACUACCUAGCUGUGGUGCUCAGACACAACGGCACUCUCCAGAUUCGCUACAGUCUCGGGGGUCUAACGGAACCUUACACCAUAGAUGUUGACCAUCGUAACAUGGCCAACGGACAGCCUCACUCUGUCAACAUAACAAGGAACUUAAGGGAGAUACGACUACAGCUGGACCACUACCCAGUUGCCACAUACACCCUACCUGAGGCCUCUGACACCCAGUUCAACUUGGUCAAAAGUAUCUUUCUUGGAAAGGUCUUUGAAACGGGACAGAUUGACCCCAUCCUAAUCGAGCGCUACAACACGCCAGGCUUUGUAGGCUGUCUGUCAAGGGUUCAGUGGAACAGCGUGGCGCCGUUGAAAGCUGCACUGCGCUCAGGUCUGGCAGCACCCGUCAGCACCCAUGGGAUUCUGGUCCCAUCCAACUGUGGAGCCUCACCCCUGACCAUCUCCCCCAUGGCCUCAGCUAGUGACCCCUGGCACAUAGAAGCAGCUGGAGCUGUUUUCCCCUUUAAUGAGGACAUGGCCAAUGGCGAUGGAGUGGAUCGAAACUCUGCAAUAAUUGGAGGCAUCAUCUCCAUGGUGAUCUUCACUGUCCUCUGCAUCAUGGUGUUUGUGAUCCGUCAUAUGUUCCGUCAUAAAGGCUCCUACCACACCAAUGAGGCCAAGGGAGCGGAGUCAGCAGACUGUGCCGACGCAGCAAUCAUCGUCAACGACCCAGCCUUCACCGAAACCAUCGACGAGAGCAAGAAGGAGUGGUUCAUCUGAACCCCUCUGCACAGCACAGCACGGACACAUGACGUUAGGAUGUAUGUAGUUUUCUAAGCAUAGGGAGUAGUAGUGAGGUCACCACCUGUGGAACCUCGAAGAUGUGCCGAGUGGUUUAUUUAAAAACUUUAUGGACAAUGGACACCAUGGCAUUACAGCGUGGGUAUUAAAGCACAGGGCACAGUGUUGCCUGGCAGAGCCCGUGUGAAGAUGUGGAGCGGUUUAUUUUAACUUUAUUUAAAAUGGACAGUGUGACAGGAUGACAGCCUUCAGAUGGUGUAGAGGAUGGUGCCAUGAAGUUGCAGGCCUUGGAUGAGUGAGUGUGUUCGUUAGCUUUUAUUUUAAUAUUUAUUUAUUUAUAUAAUUUUUAAUUUGAUUUCAGUCUAUGUAUGUAUUUAUGUAUUCAUAUUUAAGUCAUAUAUUUUUUCAUAAAAGUUCUAACUUUGUUUACAUUUAUUUAUUUUUAUAGAUUCAUAUCUUUAUGCCUUCGUGCAAUGUGCUGGUAUUUCAGACAAUUAGGGUAUUAAUGAUAAUGAUCAUUAGUCCCAAUAAUUCUCUACAUCUGUAGCAAUGCUCAUAAAGUCCAUUUUUUUCAGUAUUGAAUAUCAUGUUUUAUCAUUUGCCUUAUUUGAAUUCAUUUCAGUUCAAUUUAAUUUUAGCCUUAAGACUGAAAACUUUGGUGUGUGUGUGUGUGUGUGUGUGUGUGUGUGAGCGUGAGUGAGUGAGUGUGCAUGCGCGCUGGCUUGCUUGUCUGUAAAGGAGAUGUAGCCAUGACUUUGUCCACAUCAUUUGGACUAUGAACAGAAAGGAAACGUCACACUUCUAUUUAUUUUUGCAUCUACAUCACUGACAAGUGUCUCUUAAUGACUUUGAGCAUUGAUUGUUGAAAUUCUUAAUGAUUGCAUUAUUUUUAUUUGACUGUUUCUGCUGCCAGAUGAGUUCAGGGGUGAGUUCAGUUUUUGAAGAAUGAACUGAGUCCUGUCAGUCCACAAGAACUUGAUGCACUGGUUUGUUUGUGUUUUUCAGAUUUGUGAGGCAGAGGUUGUCUUAUGUUAGCAAUGCUGGUACAUAAUGCAAAAAGAAAAAAAAAAACACUUGUCAAAAAGUGAUACCACAUUCCA